AUGGCUUCGCCCAUCAGCACACCUCCCGUGCCUAUUCCGAUAGGGGGAGUGACUGUGCAGCCGAGAGAUAUGCUUGCUGUCCGCAUACGUACCAGUCACAAGACAGAUAUUGAACUACCCGACAAAACAUCUGCGAACGUCACUAUCUCUGCCGGUACCCUUGGAUAUCUGGUUCAAGAGCGAGGUGCCAAUGCUCUUUGUCAGCUCAUCAACGAUACUGGAAAACGAUGCUUAUGCACCCUGCCCCGAAGCAUACUGGACAUCGGGAGUCCUUAUUCGCAGUUCCGCAUCGACCUUCCUCGGGUUGUUCAAGCUCGGCUAUCCAGCCAAGUAUCCAUGGCACGAAACGAUGACCCUACUGCGAGAGCUAUCAUUGCGCUUUGGGACGAUAUACAUAACAAUCUGAGCGAACUUGAGCAGCUAGGCCUCAGACGAAUAUACCGGCCAAUCCUGGAUGACCCGUUGACCAAGGUAGAGUCACUCGAGGCUAUCAUUGCUUCGUUCCCAGACAACGUUUGGGCGGCUCUCAAUACGCCCAGCCAAACUGGAUUCCCAGUGCGAGUAUUCCGAAGUCUUCCGAAGAUCACGGCGACAAGCCCACGACUUGCGCCGAAUCAAGAGAUCAUCUAUUUCCGCCUCUAUGUUGGGCCUAUAUACGGCAAAUACGUUGGUAGAACGAGGCAGGAAUUUCCCUUUGAACGUCAAGUUCAACACGAGAAAGGCACCCGUUCCCGCGUUCAUUGGACAUCACAUUAUCAGACUGCAUCGCGGUACAGCGAAGAAAACAGGCAUGCCUUCCAUAUGAUGACGUUCACGCAGCCACACAGUAGCCUUGUAGCAAUGGCUGAAACAACCUUGUGUUGUCUCCUUCGAACCUUUGUUCCCCACUUCUACGACCCUUCACAGCGAUCUAUUGCCCAGGCCAUGUCCGGCGGAGCAUUAGGCAAUCGCAUGGUAGCAAUAUCUCUUACUCAGAUCGCCGACAAUGCUCUUCGCCGCAGCGGAUAUCCCCGAUUCUCUGGAAACGGCUGCAACUUUAACGUGCCAUUGGAAGAUGGUUUCACGACCAAACGUGAAUGGCUACGGUACAAAGUCACAACAGGCAGCCGGGCUAUGCACGUUUAUCGCUGGCAAGCCAAAGUUCGCCGAGACAGAAAAAGUCUCACUUUAAGCUUCACGAACACUUCGAUUCCGGGUCAGCGAAUGCCAGGCGUCGCCCUUCAUACCUCGUUGGGCCAUCUGCCUGGUAUCGAGGCAGGCAAGCCUCUCAUUGUGUCAGUCGAAAUCAUGGAGGACGGCAAGCCUCACCCAAUGCCCUACUAUCGCGGGCCCGAACAUGGAGCCUGGAGCAACUGCGCAGAGUUACACAGCUUGUGCAUCAAGGUUGAAUGGCAAGAUGAGGAAGCUGGGCAAUGGUAUACCUACCCGGUUAGCUCGGAAAAAAUGUACACUCCUUACUCAGACGUACCGGCAGAGGCAGCAGUUACCAGAGGAUGGAGGCACGCAACCUCCCUUCUUCAGUUUUUCAAGAAUCGUCGAUACAACAACCCGCCCCACUACCUCCAGGCAAGUUACGGAGCGAACAUCAAGGAGAUGGUUUAUGAUCACAUGUCUCAAACCGUUACCACUAGAUCUGUCCCAGAGACAGUUGUCAACCCUCCCACGUUGGUCUCCUUUGAGCACAAUGUUCGUCACUUGCUGCGGGCUGUUGAGACGGCUUGGACAGGUGUGGCAAUCGGUCCCAGACCUGACAAGACGUGGUUCCAUACAGGUGCCCGUCAUGCUGGCGGCCCAAGAGAAUGCCUCAUUUGCAACACGAUACCAAAACUCUCCCUUUACUCGAUUCGUGAAGUCGCGUGCAACACUCGAAAUCCCUUCGAGGUCGGUGCGACCGAGCCCCAGCGGGAGAAGAUCCUACAAGGCUCAUGCGAUGUAUGCUGGAGAUUUUUGCGACGACCGUGUGUAUGGGUACAGGACAGCUUCUCUGAGAAGGACAGCGAAGGAAUUCACUUCCUACCCCCAGGAUACGAGCGCCUCGCCUUUAGUCCUCGUUACAAAGGCUCUGCGAUCCCGAUUACAGCCCCACUUGACCCUGAACAGUACGCCAAUGCUGAAACAAUUGCGGAACAGGUGGUCGAUGAUGAAAUCGACGAAGCAGAAGAUGGUGGCGAUUUUGGAGAAUGA
Fusarium pseudograminearum CS3096 is the source of this 2184-nucleotide messenger RNA. RefSeq lists its product as uncharacterized. The transcript is spliced from 3 exons. NCBI's taxonomy places the organism in Eukaryota, Fungi, Ascomycota, Sordariomycetes, Hypocreales, Nectriaceae. The coding region runs from base 1 to 2184 and encodes 727 amino acids. The record is from RefSeq and is a predicted model, not a curated record.